Entamoeba invadens IP1 is the source of this 1026-nucleotide messenger RNA. Its product is annotated as twinfilin-1, putative. Lineage: Eukaryota; Evosea; Mastigamoebida; Endamoebidae. Gene Ontology annotation, molecular function: actin monomer binding; actin filament binding. Gene Ontology annotation, cellular component: cytoplasm; actin filament. Gene Ontology annotation, biological process: barbed-end actin filament capping; actin filament depolymerization. The record is from RefSeq and is a predicted model, not a curated record. The coding region runs from base 1 to 1026 and encodes 341 amino acids. The transcript has a single exon.
AUGUCACACAGUAGUGGAAUAAGUAUAUCAAAAGCCUUAAUAGACGGUUUCAAGACUUUAAACGAAGGGCAUGGCCGUUUUAUUAAAGCUUCCAUUGAAGAAGAUCAAAUAGUACCGAAGUAUACCGAGCAGGGUACUUCUGAUUUUGAAGGGGACUUAGACUUAGUUUUGAAUCAGUUAGUCGAUGCCGAGCCGUGUUACAUUUUAUUUAGAACUGAAGAGAAGGAUGAUUUAUCAAAUGGGUACAAAUGGCUUCUUUUGUCCUAUAUCCCCGACAAGUCAAAAGUUCGUAUGAAGAUGUUAUAUUCCUCCACAAAAGCCAUUUUCCGUCAGACAUUAGGAGGGAAUGUCUUUUCCAGUGAAAUCCAUGGCACCGUCAAAGCUGAUUUUGGGAAGAGUGGGUAUGAGGCUUAUUUAAAACAUGAAGCCGCAGCACCUCCUUUGACUGAACAGGAAGAAGAACGUGAAAAAGAAAUAGAAUUAGGUACAGCGGGAUAUACAGUAUCUACUGGGAUGGCUACAGUCACUGCGUCGAAUGGAGUAGCUUUUCCCGUUGAAGAUGCUGUGACAGAAGCCGUCAAAAAGAUGUGUGACAGUGGGAACAACUUUGUAGAGAUUGGGAUUGAUAUCGACAACGAAAAAAUUGUUCUUCGCAAUGAAACACAAGCAACAAUUGAAGACGUCGAGAAGUUAAUAUCUAAAGAACUCCCUUCUUUCAUAUUCUUUAGAUGGGACCAUACUCAUGAAGAUAAGGAAUUCAAAUCUAUCAUCUAUAUCUUCUCAUGCCCAGACGGAAGUCAUGGAACUAAAAGCGCGCCAGUUAGACAAAGAAUGUUAUACUCAACGUCUAAAGGAGCUGUCGAAAACGUGUUGACUCAAAAUAACGCAGAAGUCACAUUAAAGGUCGAAAUCAACUCACCAGACGAUUUUAAGGUCGAUGAAAUCAAAGACAAAAUUCACCCACCACCAGUGGAAGAGAAAAAAAUGUUCGCGAAACCAAAACCAAAGUUCGCAAGAAAGAAAUAA